This is a messenger RNA of Capsella rubella, 1044 nucleotides long. RefSeq names its product psbP domain-containing protein 6, chloroplastic. The record is from RefSeq and is a predicted model, not a curated record. Gene Ontology annotation, molecular function: calcium ion binding. NCBI's taxonomy places the organism in Eukaryota, Viridiplantae, Streptophyta, Magnoliopsida, Brassicales, Brassicaceae. Gene Ontology annotation, biological process: photosynthesis. Gene Ontology annotation, cellular component: photosystem II oxygen evolving complex; photosystem II; extrinsic component of membrane. The transcript is spliced from 3 exons. Bases 98 to 880 code for a protein of 260 amino acids.
CACCUUAUCCGACUUGACACCAAAACCUGAACACUUUCAACCUCUCAAGAAAACGUAACAUUCAGCUUUUGUAUUCCGACCAAAAAAAUUGAAAAAAAUGGCGACUGCGUCUCUAGUUCCGACAUCUAAAAUCUUUUCGUCCUCUACGAAAUGUCCAGCCUCGAAUAAAGUAAGGACUGGCGUAGCUGUUGCAUCGUUGCAACAACAACCAAGAAGAAGAGAGCUGCUGCUGAAAUCUGCGGUGGCUAUUCCGGCGAUUCUGCAGUUGAAAGAAGCUCCGAUAUCGGAGGCGCGUGAGGUGGAAGUUGGAUCAUUCUUACCUCCAUCUCCGUCUGAUCCUUCCUUCGUCCUCUUCAAAGCCAAACCUUCUGAUACUCCUGCUCUCCGCGCAGGAAAUGUUCAGCCCUAUCAGUUUGUUCUACCGCCAAACUGGAAACAGUUGCGAAUAGCCAACAUUUUGUCAGGUAAUUACUGCCAACCAAAAUGUGCAGAGCCAUGGAUCGAAGUGAAGUUUGAGAAUGAGAAGCAAGGCAAAGUUCAAGUAGUCGCAUCUCCUUUGAUCCGCUUAACCAACAAACCAAAUGCAACCAUUGAAGAUCUUGGUGAGCCCGAGAAAGUGAUUGCUUCUCUUGGUCCCUUUGUCACUGGAAACUCUUAUGACUCUGAUGAACUUGUUGACACUUCAAUCGAAAAGAUUGGAGAUCAAACGUACUACAAGUAUGUGUUGGAGACGCCAUUUGCUCUCACAGGAAGUCACAAUCUUGCAAAAGCGACAGCAAAAGGAAACACGGUGGUUCUGUUUGUUGUGAGUGCUACUGAAAAGCAAUGGCAGAGCUCACAGAAGACUCUUCAAGCCAUUCUUGAUUCUUUUCAACUGUAAAUCCUGAGUUACUGUCGAAUUCUGGACUCAAGAAACCAAAGAGCAAACGGUAUGUGUGAAGUGAGUGUCUGUGUGUAGUACAAUAAACUCGGAUUCUUUUCUACUGUAAGUUCGAGCUAUGACUCAAAAUUACAUAGUUUUUUACUAUUUCUUUUGCUUCGUGA